Amoebophrya sp. A120 is the source of this 3183-nucleotide messenger RNA. The record is from the annotation of a GenBank genome assembly. NCBI's taxonomy places the organism in Eukaryota, Dinophyceae, Syndiniales, Amoebophryaceae.
CACAAAGCCGUGCGUAUAGCGCACCCGCACCCUCCUAAAAAUGGUGGCCCGUUCGCUCCAUCCCUUUGCAGCCGCCAGCGUUUUUUGUGCCCGCGGGCCACUGAUUUCUCUGCUUUUACUCGGUGUUGCAACCGCAACCUCGUCUGUUGCAACGACGGCCGUCGUCGAGGAGACCCAGAAUCUUGCAGCACAGCAAUGGGAGGUGCACACGCAGACUUGGAAUUUGCACCGCAAGCUUCCGAAUCCCCAGCGGUACAUGGUUACAAUGUACCGCGACGAGUAUGGCAAGCACCUACAGUACACGCAUUUGCAGGGCAACGAACGAGACCUGAGCUGGAUCAAAGUGUGUCGAAACGCCACCACUGCGGGCCGGCGAGAAGUAGCCGGUGAUGUUUCAUCAUCAACACGACCCGACGGCACGACGAGAACAGACGACUGCGACUGGUAUACGGCCGGACAGGCGUACUGCACCUACGAAAAUUCCUUUUUGCGACAAAACGAGCUGGAAGUCUAUAGCGGUGUAGUUCAUCAAGAGAGCAAACAAAUACCCGCUUUGGCCUCGUCUGAGGAAGACAAAACGUCCGCGCCGAGUCACCAGCAGGUGAAAACGAUCGCUGAUGUGCAAAGCGUUGUGAAAUCCGCGGAAAACUUCAUCACGCCGACAGACUUCAACAACUGCGAAAUCCCGCACCUGCACACGUACAACGCCAGCCGCUUCUACCAAAGAAUCCACGAGCCGGACCGGUUCUACAGUCAUUUGAUGACGCAACGCAAUAAGACCCUGCAGCGCUUCCUACCGGACAACCAAGGCCGCUUAGUCGAGAACCCGUUUUUCUACCCUCAGGCCUACCGCGAGGCCUUGGAUUUUUCCCACUUUGGCGGCGGCUCGGAUACGCUGAUCAGGCAAUUGUACUUCUGUCCAGGAGAUGCUCCCCUCGCGAUUUUACUGCUACCGAAAGCCGGGUCGAGUUCGGGACAGCGCUUUGUCUGGCGGUACGAAACGGACAGACUGAAGCAGGCCGUAAAAGAGGAAUUUCACCUGAACACCCUCCGGGUUCUGGAGAACGACCGGUACAAGGAAGCCUACGGCGUCCGCUUGCAGGACUUGCAAGACGAACAGGCAAAAAAAGCUGCUGCAAAAGAUGCUCUUGUCCCUGACGAGGACGCUUCAUCUACUAGUCAGAAGCUUUUCCUGGACACUGGCAAGAUCCGGCAGCAGAUGCGGGAAAACCCAACCUACAGCGGAAACGUAGAUAUGCGGUCGGAACAGCUGGAGAACGCGCCGGUCGCGACCCUGUCUCGUGCGGAGCUGGCGAAGCUGAAGCGGAAGAAGCUCGUCUCUCUCACCGGGUUACUUGUCGACAAAAAGUAUCGGGCCAAGUUCAACCGUAUCAAAUGUAAAAAUGUCUGGGUCUGGAAGACUGCGCGACUUGUCAUGCAGCUUUUCCAUGACCCAUGAGGUCUGGAAUGCAGGACCUAGCAUGACAGAUUCUGCGCGAUCUUUCUCAUGCCUAUCCUGCAUGAGAAACUGCCUCCCGACUUGGUCAAAACUGGACGACUUUUGGUAAUCAUGCAACACAGAUUUUUGCAUGUUUCAGAUUUAGCAUGACAGGUUGCAUUCUUCCAGACCCAGACACUUUUACAUUCGAUAAACCGCGAACAUCGCCCGGCGCUCCAAGACCUGCGCGUAUCCUGAUGAAAAACGUCCCCACACCAGAGUCAAGAUGGGGAUUUUGCAACACAAACCUAGGAGUUUUGGGAGUCACGCAUGACAAGUUUCAGUCCGUAAGGUAGUGCAAGUUAGCAAGGAAAGCCGCGUCACAAAUCGAUCUGCUGAUCCUGUUUACAGCAUUACAAGUUCCCAAACACGAUUGAAAAUACCUGUCAUGGGGUUGCGCAUCACAAAUGUUCCUGUCAUGGCAAAUCUGCAUGACAACUCUGGUGUGGGGACGUUUUUACUCAGGAUAGCGCGUGCUGGAGCCCUAUCUGGUCUUCCGCAGCCCGCGGUGUCCGCUCUGCUGUCGCGACCAGAAGUGGCGCCGGAAAGUUAUCAUCGCACGCAAUCCCUAUGUGCGUUUCGUCAGCGGCUUCUUCUACCUGCUGCGGCAAGCGCUGCUGCGAACCGACACGGGACUACCCCGCUACUCCUACUGGUAUCCUGCGGGCCUGUCCAUGUUCUACGAUGAAAGCGCCUACGAGUGUGACGACGAUGAGGACGAGGCUGGUGGUGCUUUUGCAACGCCAGCAGAUGCGAAACCAUUGGGAGAUUCUGGGGAAGGAACUGGAAAAGGGAUGGGAAAACUGGAAUCGAAAGCUAAACAAAAUGCCAUCGCUCAAGUUUCAUCGCAAAAUAGGCUAACGCACAACUACGACCAGGAUCCCGAUUUGAAGUGUCCCUCGGCGUUUCGGAAGUACUUGCUGCGCACCAUUCCAAACUUCUUCAGUCGCUUCUUGAAGAUCGUGCUGUCUUGGCGUGUUGCUUACGGGAAUAAGGGCUUCAAGUUGAAUUUGGGUCGGUUCACCACCGACGAAGCGCACGACAUUUUGCACGUACGCCCCGCGUCCGACAUUUUGAGUGAUCCAUGGCUGACCAGCAAGUCGCUCGACCGCAGCGUGGCAGAAGAGUACUUCCCGACAGAUGAACAAACGAUAAAAAGAAAGCCAGCCCUACCGGUCGUCGCGGCGGAUGAAGCCGAGCUAAAGGAGAAGAUGAAAAGUAAUCUUUUUGUCGUUCACCUAGAGCAUAAGAGCGAAGACGAAACAAGGCUGCACAAGAUACUGUGUGAGGAGGACAAAGCGCAAAAGUGGUGCAUAUCCUCGAAUGACGAGAAGAAAAAGAAAACCGAAAAGUUCCUGCCGGCAGACGACGUGGCCUUGCAGAAGGCGCUAAGCCACGCGAAGGAGAAUCGAGACACGUACGAGCGCUCCAUGCAAACUUUCUCUCUGGAGUACAUUGCGGGUUGUCGCUGGAGCAGUAGUCUGCGGAAGUUCCAGGCGCCGGCCUGUUCGGAGAGCAGUACCGAACUGCGUUGUGCCUGCAGUGCUCUCGAAUGGAAGAAGCUCUGGACCGAAGAAAAUCGAAACACGUUUUUGAAGCACUUCUCCUCGGAUUUCGAAAUUCUGCAAUACGGGACAAACGUUGAAGAUCUGCUCCCGCUAGAUGAUCACAGGAGCAGAGGAUGA